Molecule: messenger RNA, 972 nt
Organism: Lactuca virosa
Lineage: Eukaryota; Viridiplantae; Streptophyta; Magnoliopsida; Asterales; Asteraceae
Source: the annotation of a GenBank genome assembly
CUUGAAAAGAUUGCAGAUGGUGUUGGUGCUUUUCUGAUGAUGGAUAUGGCUCAUAUUAGUGGACUUGUUGCUGCUUCUGUGGUUGGGAAUCCUUUUGAUUAUUGUGAUAUUGUCACUACCACAACACACAAGUCUCUGAGAGGGCCAAGAGGCGGCAUGAUAUUCUUCAAGAAAGAUCCUGUUUUAGGCAUCGAAUUAGAAUCCGCCAUCAAUAAUGCUGUUUUCCCAGGUUUGCAGGGUGGUCCACAUAACCAUACAAUAGGAGGACUUGCAGUUUGCCUGAAGCAUGCUCAGUCUCCAGAGUUCAAGGCCUACCAGAACCAGGUGGUUUCUAAUUGUCGAGCUCUUGCUAAAAGAUUGAUGGAGUUGGGCUACACAUUGGUUUCUGGUGGAAGUGAUAACCACUUGGUUCUUGUGGAUCUCAGGCCAUUAGGUCUUGAUGGUGCUAGGGUAGAGAAAGUUCUAGACAUGGCUUCCAUCACCUUGAACAAGAACUCCGUACCUGGUGACAAAAGCGCACUGGUGCCAGGUGGCAUACGGAUCGGGUCGCCCGCUAUGACGACACGUGGGUUCACGGAAAAGGAAUUUGUUAAUAUUGCUGAGUUUAUUCACGAAGGGGUGCAACUCACACGUGAGAUAAAAAGGCUGUGACAAGUGGGUCAAAAGUACAAGAUUUUAUCAAGUAUGUAGCUUCUUCGGAUUUUGGUUUCACCAGUCAAGUUUCGGAUCUGAGAAAGAGAGUUGAGGCACUCACAACUCAAUUCCCGAUCCCCGGUUUGUAAAAAUUGUCUUGUUUUAGGAAAAAUGUCAUAAAUUGAGUAAGGCUGUCACUAGUUGGAUGUGUUGGUUUUUUUUAAGAAUGUUGAGAUGUUUUUUAUCAAAAGAUUUUGUAACUGAAAAGGAGGCUCAUGUUGUGGGUAUUGGUUGGUCCUAAGUAGACCUGGUAAACGUAUCAUGUCAUGACAGGUUGAA